Molecule: messenger RNA, 297 nt
Organism: Aspergillus piperis CBS 112811
Lineage: Eukaryota; Fungi; Ascomycota; Eurotiomycetes; Eurotiales; Aspergillaceae
Exons: 2
Coding region: 1-297 (98 amino acids)
Source: RefSeq, a predicted model, not a curated record
AUGGUCGUGCUCCAGGGAUACGCGAGGACUCGCCAAUCGAAUAUCCCGACCUGGCGUGCCUCGCCCGCUGCCCUGGCCGGUCCGUUUGAGGACUAUGUCCGCUAUUCAGACCGAUGGAUAGAGGAAGUCCUGUCAGAAGACGACCCUGCUCCUCCUGCUCGGCCUGGUGAUAAUGCUGAGAACACCCUCGUCGUCCCCGAGAUUGACGAUGAAGGCCACUUCUUGAUGGUGAGUACCCCCCGGUUCUGUACACGCAGGGUUACGCUGACUCUGGGGGUUGGAAAUAGUGAUCCUUAA